GAGAACGCAGAGGCUAGCGAGCGCGCUAGCCAGUUUUGUUCUCCCGUUUGAAAUUAAUCUCGUUUUAUUAUGGCCACAAUGUCCGGAGGAACAAAUCUCGGUAUUACCGGGACGAGUCACAUCAGCUCCGGGGUGGCGGCGCAUCGGAAAAAAGACAGUAGUCUGUCCUUCAGGUUCUGGGAGAGUCCGGAUACUUUAGCCCAACUGGAGGUGGUGCGACAGUGGAUCGGAAAGCACUACAAAAAGUUUGUGUUGGUGGAUGCUCCAUCAUGUCAGGUCCUGGCUGCAGUCACUGUGCAGCUUCUCCAGUUCCAGGAAGAUGCUUUUGGCCGACAAGCAACCAGUCCCGCUCUUACCAAACUGCCUGCACAAUGCUUCUUGGACUUGAGACCAGCUGGAGGCCUCUGCCACAUUCUUGGAACUGCUUACAAGUUUAAGGCCGAGCAAGGCUGGCGGAGGUUUGAUUUGCAGAACCCCUCAAGAACUGAGAGGAAUGUGGAGAUGUUUGGCGCAAUUAAAGAGGCACUGAUACAGAACAGCUGUAUGUCACUACCUGUGAUAUAUUUGGACUCCACACUGGAUCAGGAGUUGGCAAGCAGAUUGACCAAUAUCAUCACCAAUCACAAGGGUACACUCACUGAGGAGCAAACACUCGCCAGCCACCACAUCUACCCCUUACCUGCCUCUGCCGAGGAAGAUGAAUGGAUGCGUCCUGUCAUGCGAAAAGACAAGCAUGUCUUAGUGCACUGGGGCAUGCACCCUGACAGUUACGACAGCUGGUUAUCCUCAAGUGAUGUUGAAGGAGAGGUUGAAGAGCCACCACAUCAAGACAGACCCUGGAGGGUCCAUGCUAGUUGGGUUCUGGAUACCGAUGUUUUCAACGAGUGGAUGAAUGAGGAAGACUACUGGGUGGAUGAGGGGAAUCUACCAUUAAUCUUUCGCCAGCGUAUUCUCCUCCAAGAUGCCCAGGAUGCAAAGUCCACACCAUCAAAAAAGAGAAGACGAUCCCCCUCACCUCCUUCCUCUGAAGGCAGGAAGAAAGGAAAGAAAGGAAGAAGACGAGGACAACAGGAGGAGGAGCCAGAAGAGGAUCUGACAAAAGACAUGGAGGACCCUACCCCUGUUCCUAAUAUGGAGGAGGUCAUGCUACCCAAGAAUGUCAACCUUAAGAAAGACAGUGAGAAUACACCGGUCAAAGGAGGCACUAUGACUGACCUGGAUGAACUGGAGGAUGAUUUUCUUGGAAGGGAGGAUGACGAGGGAAGAGGAGAGAUGCCACGGCUAUCAGAGGGAGAGGACAGUAUCACAGAACAAACUCAUCACAUUAUUAUACCAAGCUUCACAUCUUGGUUCAAUUACAACAGCAUUCAUCUAAUCGAGAAACGGGCUCUUCCUGAAUUCUUCAAUGGAAAGAACAAAUCAAAGUCUCCAGAAAUCUUCUUGGCAUACCGCAACUUCAUGAUCGACACAUACCGGCUUAACCCCCAGGAGUACCUCAGUUCAACGUCCUGUAGACGCAACCUCACCGGAGACGUCUGUGCUGUCAUCAGGGUUCAUGCGUUUUUGGAGCAGUGGGGUUUGAUUAAUUACCAAGUGGAUGCAGAGAGCAGACCCCUCCCAAUGGGACCCCCACCUACUCCUCAUUUCAACGUACUGGCUGACACACCGUCCGGGCUCGCCCCCCUACAACACAAACCCCUGCAGGUGACUGCUUCGCAGCAUAUGUUGUAUUUCCCAGAAAAGAGCAGAGAAAAGCCACCAGACUGCCUGAACUUUGGUCUGCGCACCGACAUUUACACCCGGAAACACCCUAAGACUAAAGGAGCCAGUGCAGGAAGGGAAUGGACAGAGCAAGAGACACUGUUGCUUUUAGAGGCCUUAGAGGUUUACAGAGAUGACUGGAACAAAGUGUCCGAGCAUGUUGGUUCCAGAACGCAGGACGAGUGUAUCCUCCACUUCCUGCGUCUGCCAAUAGAAGACCCUUAUCUAGAGGACUCCUCGGCCUCUCUGGGUCCUCUGGCAUUUCAGCCCGUGCCUUUCAGUCAAUCAGAAAACCCUGUUAUGAGCACCGUGGCCUUCCUGGCAUCUGUGGUCGACCCACGGGUGGCGUCAUCUGCAGCCAAGGCUGCACUGGAGGAGUUUUCCAGAGUCCAGGAAGACUCGGCAGAUAAGAUCUUAGAACUGUCCAACCAGCCUGAAAAAACAGAAUUGAUGGAUCCAGAAAAAAUUGAGCCAAACCUGGCCUCCCUUCAGGUCGCUGGAACAACAGAUGGCAAUAUGGAACCCAGUGGGGCAAAACUGGAGGGAGAUCUAGUCAAAAGGGAAAAUGUAGAAAAUAUGCUUGAGACAGAUGAAAGGGGAGAUGAUGACGAGAGCAUAGAGCAGCGAGAGGGAGACAGGGAUGAGGGGAGAAGAACGAUGGAGCUGGAUCUAGUGGAGGGCAGUGUUACCACGGCAGCAGCUGCUGCUCUCGCCUCAGCUGCCACAAAGGCCAAGCACUUGGCGGCAGUGGAAGAGAGGAAGAUCAAGUCCCUGGUGGCGUUGCUGGUGGAGACUCAGAUGAAGAAGCUGGAGAUCAAGCUGAGACACUUUGAGGAGCUGGAGACCAUUAUGGAUCGCGAGAAAGAAGCUCUGGAGCAGCAGAGGCAGCAGCUCCUUUCAGAGAGACAGACUUUUCACACAGAGCAGCUGAAGCAAGCAGAGAUGAAGGUCCGCCAGCAGAGGGAGCAGCAGGGGCAGCCGGGAUACACAAUGCCGCAUUCAGGCCAGUCGAUGCCCAACCGGAUGAUGACCAGUGGAGGCAACACCCAGUCAAUGGCUCCCAGACACCCUGGAGCUCCCAAUGGCAUGUACCCGUCCUCACAGGCCGAUGGGAUCACACCAGCUCAGCCCGGUCCUCCCGCGUCCACGCACAGCUGAGAGAACUACAGAACAAGACACACAAACACACACAUUUCAUCAAUCCUCCUGCCAGCGGGAUACAAAAUUAAAAAUGUAACACAGGCAUAAAUGUUCCGGGACAGCAGCUUAAAGUUAAAAGUUAAAAUCCUCAGCAGUCUUUAUAAAUAUUGAAAUAUUUGUUCUCUGUUGUCAGAGUUGAGAGAUUUGCAGAUUGAACUCAACUCAAUAAAGUUUUUUUUUAUAUA
Solea senegalensis (Senegalese sole) is the source of this 3146-nucleotide messenger RNA. RefSeq names its product SWI/SNF related, matrix associated, actin dependent regulator of chromatin, subfamily c, member 1b (gene smarcc1b). Bases 70 to 2919 code for a protein of 949 amino acids. The record is from RefSeq and is a predicted model, not a curated record. Gene Ontology annotation, biological process: positive regulation of DNA-templated transcription. The transcript is spliced from 28 exons. Gene Ontology annotation, molecular function: histone binding; nucleosomal DNA binding. Gene Ontology annotation, cellular component: npBAF complex; SWI/SNF complex; nBAF complex. Lineage: Eukaryota; Metazoa; Chordata; Actinopteri; Pleuronectiformes; Soleidae.